UGUGUGGACACUGAACAUGAAGUCUGCAUGUGUACUAAUGCCUCAUCACCAGAUCUCUUUAUUAGCUUUAAACCAUCCUGUUUUAGAUGUUGCGGUCUUAUGAUUUGGGUAACCGACGAUAAAUAAGAAAUUGAAUAUCAACUUUUAAGAAUGUUGUUUUAAGAAUAUUGUUGGUAUGCCGUUUUUGCGACAGCUGAUAUUCCAGAUUUCUUUAUCUGCAGCGUUUGCUGUACACAUUUCAGUCAGUUGUCUAUAGACCCACUGAAACGUAACAAUUUGGGGGUCACGUAAGGUUGAAAACACACGAUAUGUACAUUGGGCACGUGGGCACAACAAAGGUGUAGGGAAACCGGUGCGCUAUUUUAGUACUUGUACGAAUAAACACAAGAGUGCACAGACCACCGAACGUCCCCUAAUACCAGUAGUAGUAAUGUCGCGUAUAAGGGUAAUUAGCACCUGAAUGUUCACUGGGGAGAUUCUUCACACACACACAAUCGGUUCUGACAACAGCUUCAUUUUCUCCCAGACAAUGCUGUAUUCUGUUCCAACGAAUCGUCGAUGCAGCCACCUGUGGGUCGCCAUCUUGUUUCUGACGACAUUUUGGACUCCCGCGAUUUCAGACGACACCAGGCCAAAUUUUGUGUUGAUCAUGGUAGACGACCUCGGCAUUGGCGAUGUCGGCUGUUUUGGUAAUGGUACGAUGAGAACGCCAAACAUAGACCGAAUCGCGUCAGAAGGCGCCAAGCUGACACAACACCUCACAGCGGAGGCGAUCUGUACUCCAAGCAGAGCCGCGUUCCUUACCGGGCGGUACCCUGUGAGGAUGGGCAUGGCCGCUGGUGGGCACAACUGGCGAUAUUUGCCGUUUGUCGCCGGUGCAGGCGGACUGCCUCAGAACGAGACAACCUUCGCGACCUUGCUGAAGGAUGCUGGGUACUCUACAGCUUUAGUAGGAAAGUGGCACCUCGGUCUCAACUGUGAGACAAGAGAUGACCACUGCCAUCACCCGAACAAACACGGGUUCGACUUUUUCUUCGGCACUCCGAUCACGAACUUCCGAGAGUGUGCGGAUGGAGCGGAAACCAUGUAUGUCAACACCCGAACUUACAAACGGAUGCGCAACGGCUGUAUGGUUCUCUUUAUCUGCAGCUUAACCCUUCUUCUCCUGAAAGUCAUGGGGAAAAACAAGAUGUCGUGGAAGACUGUAGUUGCCUUGCUUCUCAUCGCACCUGGUUUUUGGAUCCCAUCGAGAUUUUUCUUCUCCCAUCGCUUGCGCUGGAUGAACUGCAUUCUCAUGAAUAAUGAUAAGCUCGUUGCCCAGCCGUUUGAUUUGGAAGAUGAUCUCACACCGCGUCUUCUCGCCAAGUCUUUGAACUUUCUCAGGGAAAACCAGAACCGUCCGUUUCUUCUGUAUCACUCCUUCCUGAAAGUGCACACGGCGCUGUUUGCGACCGAGCGGUUCAGGGGGCGGAGCCAACACGGUCCGUACGGGGAUAACGUGGAGGAAAUGGAUUGGGCGGUGGGAGAGAUACUGAAGGAGAUUGACAGGCUGGGGAUGUCGGAGAACACGUUUGUGUACCUGUCGUCUGACAAUGGAGGACACCUGGAGGAAAUCACACCGGAGGGGGAGGUGCAUGGUGGAUGGAACGGCAUCUAUAAAGGUGGGAAAUCCAUGGGAGGUUGGGAAGGAGGCAUCCGUGUGCCUACCGUACUGCGCUGGCCCAGACAAAUCCGCCCCGGUACAGUCAUCUCGGAGCCGACCAGUAUGAUGGACGUGUUCCCGACCGUUCUGAAGCUGGCCGGCUCGGAAACUCCCGAGGACCGAGUCAUCGACGGCCGGGACAUGAUGCCGCUGUUGGCGGGAGACAGGACCGUGACAGAGCACGAGUUUCUUAUCCACUACUGUGGGCAGUCCCUCGCCGCAGCUCGGUACAGACCGCUCACAGGAAACUCAGUGUACAAGGCUCACUACAUUACACCAAUCUGGGACGAGGGCACAGGUGCGUGCUACUCCGCGUUCGGGUGCAGCUGUGACGACAGGUGGGUGACCCACCACGACCCCCCUCUACUCUUCGACAUAACGAACGAUCCCUCCGAGAGCAAGCUCAUGACACCCGAGAACGAGCCGAAGUUUGCCGAAAUAGUGGCGAACAUCAGCCGAGGAGUGGAGAUGCAUAAGACGACGCUUGUGCCGGUGGAGAGCCAGUUUUCUUACCGUAACAUCCUGUGGAGGCCCUGGAUGCAGCCGUGUUGUAAUUUCCCGUACUGCUCGUGUAACUUAAAUGAGACGUCGCCUACAUUGGAAACGUUACCUGUGUAUGAACCGGAGUCUAUUUCAGAGUCAUAGAUAACGGUUGCUUUCUAUUCAAUUUCUAAGAAGAAGAAUGCUUCCAAGUUCAUAUAUGACCAAACCAUUAUUUAGUGACAAACUCAUAUCACGUGAAAUUCCAGAAAUAACGUUAAAUGCAAACAAAUCUGUAUUAAGGCCAUGUAAAACGCCUAUAUGUCUGUGUACAGACACUGUAUGCACUGCCUUGUAUUCAAGAUUGUUUCAUAUUAGCAUCUUUUAUUUUUAAUUUUGCGAUAUUCCAGUGGGAUGGCUAAUAACUCUAAUAAUUUUGUUUCUUUAAGAUUUUGA
Messenger RNA from Branchiostoma floridae (Florida lancelet), 2638 nucleotides. Its product is annotated as steryl-sulfatase-like. The record is from RefSeq and is a predicted model, not a curated record. Bases 461 to 2347 code for a protein of 628 amino acids. The transcript has 8 exons. Gene Ontology annotation, molecular function: arylsulfatase activity. NCBI's taxonomy places the organism in Eukaryota, Metazoa, Chordata, Leptocardii, Amphioxiformes, Branchiostomatidae.